CCCACCCCCCCAUCAACACCACCUUCCUGGAGCGGCAUGGAAUUUUCCUCCAUCCAGGCUUGUGCGUGUGAUGAAUGUGUGGAUGCAUGAGUUCAGUUCCAGGAUUUCUGGAGGGCACCGAAAGGAAAGAAGGUAUCCAGAGCUUUCUCUGUGUACCUGCCUUCUAUGAGAUAUGUGAAUACUUUGUUGCCGUUUGUACCUAUUUAGGUGACAGUAAGAACAACAAAAAGACAUUUCUUCAAAAUUGAAACUGAUCAGAAUAAGCUGAGGGUUACAAUGUCUCAAGAAUGACUUUCUGGACAUUGAAUAUCAAAAAUUGAGACAGCUGCUAGACUUAACCUUAAAUAAGUGGCAUCCUUCAGCCUAUACCACUUUUGUGUUCCCAGGCUCAGUUUGUAAGCCACACUGAAGAUACAAAAUGCCUAAACGAAAAUGCGUCUUUACUGACAAACUGAAGCAGAAAUAUCCUCAUUUUCGUAAAGGUAGAGAUGACUAUGAAGCAGAAUGCUUGGUCUGCAAAGCUGGCACAUUUGUGUCAGUGGCACAUAAAGGUGCCAGUGACCUGGAGUAUCACAUGUCCUCUGAAAAGCACAAGAAAGCCCUUGGAGGAGACAGUUGGUCUGCAAAGCUGACUGAAUUUUUGGGGACUCCAGGCACGAAAGCCGAGGAUGCUCUUGCUGCAGCAGACAGCACACUACCCUUGCACACCAUCCCAAGUUGCAACAGCUACAAAUCAGCAGGCCGCACCUCUGAGUUGUUCAGAAAAAUAUUUCCUGACGCAGAGAUAGUGCAAAAAUUUUCCAACACCCGGAGCAGGACAGAAGCUCUUGAGAGCUCAGUGCUUGCCCAGCAUGCAGUGAGCAUUGACCUGGAAGAACACGGCAUCCCUUUCUGCGGGGUGGCCAUAGAUGACAGCAGCCAUAGGGCCAUGAAAAUGGUCCCGGUACUCAUCCAGUAUUACGACUACAGGAACGGCGGCUUGAAGACCAAACUCCUGGACCUUCAGGAAACGGCCACUGAGACGGAUGUUUCAGAUUCUCUUGUCAAAGCUCUUAAGAAACACAGAUUGCUUCAGAAGUGCGUGGCGUUCGCGGGGGACAACUGCAACACCAUGUUUGGUGAACUUCGGCAAGACGAAGAGGCGAGGACUGUGUUUGCCCAGCUGAAGAAAUCCCUCCAGAGGGAGACAUUGAUCGGGGUGUACUGCCCUGCCCACAUUUUGCACAACUGCAUCCACCACGGAGCAGACGCCCUCGAGGUGGACGUUGAGAACAUCAUCCUAAAGAUCUACCAGUACUUUCACAUCUACACGGUGCGGACGGAAUCCCUGCAAGAAUACUGCGAGUUUGUGGAGGUGGAGUACAAGCGGCUGCUCUCCCACAGCAAGACUCGAUGGCUGUCCUUGUUCCCCGGCAUCACGAAGUUGCUCCAGAUGCACUCGGCCCUGAAGUCCUUCUUCUUGGGCCAGAGCAACCCGCCCGCCGUGCUCAAGAGCUUCUUUGAGCACGAGUUCAGCGAGCUCUACCUUUGGCACAUGCACUCGCUGAUGAAUGCCUUCCAUUUGCACAUCGAAGAGAUGGAGCGGGAAAAUAACUCCCUCGUGGAGGUGAUGAAGACGCUGGACUCUGUGCACACCAUCCUGCUGGACCGAAGAGCCCAGAACUUCAUGUCCCUGACGGUGAAGGGGAUGCUUGCAGACAAGCGCAAGGAGGGGCUGGAGGAAGGAUGUGACGCCUUCUCCGAUGCGGUGCGUCGCCUCUACAGUCAUUGCAUAGAUUACCUGGAGAUGUGGAUGUCAUCUCUGCAAGAGUUUUCUUGCUUCGCGUGGAUGGCCCUGAGUGACACACCCAGCUGGAGUGACGUGGAAGCAUGUAUCACUUAUUUGAUUGAGAAAGGCGUAGAGAUUGAUGACAUCAGGUGUUUUGACCAGUUCAACAACCUGAAAAAAUUUGUGGAAGCUUCCAGUGAUGAAGAAGAGUUCCAGCAUCUGCUUUCACAUCAAAAGUGGACUAAAUACUUCCUGAAGGCCAAAGCCAUUGAAUGCUAUUCAGAACUGUUAAAAAUUGCGCAGUUCUUCUUCGCAAUUCCCUCCCACAGUGUAAAUAUGGAAUGGAGCGCUUCUUUUCAUUGACACAACGGAAAGGAUAUGCUUGAAUGGCCUUUCAUUUAAUUUUAAAAAUAACCGUUGGAAACAUUUUUGUGCGUGCUUUGUUCUGAAGAGAAAUGCACAUGCACACCACAGGAAAUAACAGGAAAAGGCUAUGUGUCUUUUGGGGCGUACCAUCUAUACACAGAAGAGUUUUAGGGCAGUGGCCCCCAUCCUUUUGGGCACUAGGAACUGGUUUUGUGGAGAAUGGUUUUACCAUGGAACGGAGGGGGCGUGAUUCCACGUGCAGCCUGCCACCCCAUGGAUGGGGCUUCACUUGUUUGCACAGACCAGUUUCUGGCAUGCCGCAGCCCAGUGUAGGUCCAGAGACCAGGGAUUGGGGAUCUCUGCUAUAGAGUGUCAUCUAUAAUUAGAAGUAUCAGUGAUGGUUGUUCUGUUUUUGUCAUUAGUUGUGGCCUUUAACCCCUCGUUACUGAUUCAGAAAUCUUUUCAUUGAACCAGGUUUGGGAUUGA
Molecule: messenger RNA, 2620 nt
Organism: Pseudonaja textilis
Lineage: Eukaryota; Metazoa; Chordata; Lepidosauria; Squamata; Elapidae
Source: RefSeq, a predicted model, not a curated record